AUGUACAAGACACUCGCCCUCACUUCGCUCUCAUUUCUCGGGGCCGCCCGCGCUCAGCAGGUUGGAACGAACACCGCUGAGACGCAUCCUUCACUCUCAUGGAAGACCUGCACUGGUAAGGGCGGAACCAGCUGUACCACAAAGGCUGGUUCGAUUACGCUCGACUCUAACUGGCGCUGGGCCCACAACAUUGGUGGAUCCACCAACUGCUACACCGGCAACACAUGGGACGCUACCCUCUGCCCUGACGGCACCACUUGCGCAAAGAACUGCGCUAUCGACGGUGCCGACUACGCUGGCACCUACGGCAUCACUACAGCAUCUGAUGCUUUGUCGCUGAAGUUUGUGACCAAGGGCUCGUACUCGACCAACAUCGGCUCCCGAACUUACCUCAUGGAGAGCGACACCAAGUACCAGAUGUUCAACCUCGUCAACAACGAGUUCACCUUUGAUGUCGACGUUUCCAAGCUUCCCUGCGGCUUGAACGGUGCUCUUUACUUCGUUGAGAUGGCCGCCGACGGUGGCAUCAACAAGGGCAACAACAAGGCUGGUGCCAAGUACGGAACCGGAUACUGCGACUCCCAGUGCCCCCACGACAUCAAGUGGAUCAACGGUGUUGCCAACAGCGCCGGCUGGGUCGGCUCUGCCAACGACCCCAACGCCGGCGCAGGCACAACCGGCGCCUGCUGCCCUGAGAUGGAUAUCUGGGAGGCAAACUCCGUCUCGACGGCCUACACGCCCCACCCCUGCAAGGGAACCGGUCUCCAGGCCUGCACCGGCACCGCAUGUGGUGACGGCGACAACCGCUACGGCGGUGUCUGCGACAAGGACGGCUGCGACUUCAACAGCUACCGCAUGGGCGUCAAAGACUUCUACGGCCCCGGCCAAACCCUCAACACCGCCCAGAAGAUGACCGUCGUAACCCAAUUCAUCGGCUCCGGCUCCAAGCUCUCAGAGAUCAAGCGCUUCUACGUGCAAAACGGCAAAGUCUUCAAGAACAGCAACUCGACCAUCGCCGGCGUGACCGGAAACUCCAUCACAGACGCCUUCUGCACAGCGCAGAAGAGCGUCUUCGGCGACACAAACUCGUUCGCGACUAUGGGUGGACUUAACGCAAUGGGUGCUUCGCUCGCUCGCGGACAUGUCCUGGUUAUGAGCUUGUGGGACGAUCAUGCGGUUAACAUGCUCUGGUUGGAUUCUACUUACCCCGUGGGUUCUACUAAGCCGGGGGCUGCAAGGGGGACUUGCGCGACUACUUCUGGGACGCCCGCCGAUGUGGAGGCUAAUAGUCCUGGAUCGACGGUUGUGUUUUCGAACAUUCGCUUUGGGCCGAUUGGCUCGACGUUUGCGCAGCCUGCUUAG
Messenger RNA from Dothidotthia symphoricarpi CBS 119687, 1362 nucleotides. RefSeq names its product glycoside hydrolase family 7 protein. NCBI's taxonomy places the organism in Eukaryota, Fungi, Ascomycota, Dothideomycetes, Pleosporales, Dothidotthiaceae. Gene Ontology annotation, biological process: carbohydrate metabolic process. The record is from RefSeq and is a predicted model, not a curated record. The transcript is spliced from 4 exons. The coding region runs from base 1 to 1362 and encodes 453 amino acids. Gene Ontology annotation, molecular function: hydrolase activity, hydrolyzing O-glycosyl compounds.